AUGGGGAAAGGCAAGGCUAGUCUUGAUGAGUCGGACGUCGCCGAACUCCUGGCAAUGAAGGGCGAAUUUCUGCAGCACCGUGACGAAACUGCAGAGCUGCGUGGAGAAGUCGACGAUCUCCGCAAGGAUGUGCACGGCAUUGGCCUCAAGCAGGAUACCAUGGUGUCGGUGCUGGAUGGAGUCCAAAAAGCUGUUUCGUCUCUGAAUACACAGCUUGCAGCUAUGGCAGACGUGCUCAAAUCCAUGACACUCUCAGAUGCAUCUACAUCCGCACAACCAGGCCAACCAGUUUCUGAGCAACAGAUCCCAAACAAUGAGGCAAGUGCACCUGAGGACAGACCACUGACUGAAGAUUUGCGCAAACGCCUUGCACUUGAACAGGCCAAGACUCGUCAGUUGGCGGCACAAAUACCCCCUAACCUCGCACCAAUUCAGGUUCCUCGGCCCUCUGUUCCUCCAGGGUUUGGUACGGCUGCAACCAUAGACGCUCCUUCUGGUAAUGCAACUCCUACAGCAGCUUACAAAACUGCUCGUACACCCACUUUCAACAAUUUUCGGGCUGCCAGGGUGCGCCAGGGUUGGGAUGAAUUUCCCAAACAGUAUGAACAGGAGAUGAGAACACAAUUCCUUAAGAGCAUCACCAAAGGCCCUCGCAUGGAUUUCCCACGAUUUGAUGGUGAAAAUCCAGCAGGAUGGAUCUGUCAGUGCGAUAAAUACUUUCAGAUGGCAGGGGCACCGGCAGAGUACAAAGUCAGCCUUGCUCAACUGUUUUCAUCAGCAAGUUCAUAUGACCUGACAAAGAAAUUCACUAGCUUGAAACAGAGCACUCUCACUGUUUCUGAAUACACAGAUCAGUUUGAGGAGCUUAUGGCAGAAGUACAGGCAGAAAACCCAAUAAUGGAUGAAAGCUGGUUUAUACGAUGCUAUGUCAAUGGUCUUCGUUCCCACAUCAAGUUUCAAGUGCAUCCAUUACGGCCUGCUUCACUCACUGAAGCUUACUGGUUAGCCGUGGAUCUAGAAAGGGCACUACCUGAGAAGAAAUCUUACAGCUCAUAUGCAGGCAAUGGCAAAAGCUCAAGCAACUAUCAGAAAACACCAACUCCUCUUCCUGAAAAACCAACUGAACCCAAACAAGUUGCAGUGAAUCAAAGGGCUAGAGAGCCAGGCAAGUGCUGGAGAUGUGGAGAUAUAUGGUUCCAUGGUCACAAGUGUAAACUUGCACCUGUCCUGAAUGUCCUUAUAGGUGAAGAACCAACUGAACAACCCACAGAGCAGGAAGUACUGGAAGAAACUGAACUUGAGGAGCAACCACAAACUGAAGAAAAAUGUAUGACCAUUUCGGCUCAGGCAAUGCAAUCAGAUAAUGUCAACACUAUCUCAAUUUUAGUGCAGAUUGGAGGAAAGCAAGGAAUUGCACUUGUAGACUCAGGGAGCAAUUCCACAUUCAUCAGCCUUAAGUUUGCAUUAUCUACAAACUGCACUAUCCUCAAGGACACUUCCAGAGCUGUAAUAGUUGCAGGUGGGGGCACAUUGUGGUCUGGUGCUUUUGUACCCACAACCACUUUUAUAGCAGGCAAUACCAAAUUUGAACAACAGUUCAGAGUGCUUGACCUCCCUGGUCAUGAUAUGGUACUUGGAAGUGAUUGGAUGGCUAACCACAAUCCUGUCUCCUUCCACUACAACCCCAGACAAAUCACUGUUAUGCAGAACAAGUUCACACCGGUCACCAUUAAAGCUUGUGACACCAUAGCAGAAGCCACACCAAUUGAAGCUGCAGAAGUGGAUAAGCUCAUGGCAGCAGGAGCACCUGGUUAUGUCCUACACCUCAUAAGGGACACCACAAUGAAAAAACCUGCCAACAACACAAUUCCUCCACCUGUAGAGGAAGUGAUACAACAAUUUCCUGAAGUUUUCCAAGAGCCCAAAGGUCUUUCCCCCAAGAGGUCACAUGACCAUAAAAUCCCAUUGAAGGAAAAGGAAAAACCACCUAACUCUAGGCCCUAUAGAGUGCCUCAUAUGCAGAGAAAUGAGUUAGAAAGGCAGAUUGAUGGCAUGCUCAGGGAUAAAAUUAUUAGAGCUAGUGAAAGCCCUUACUCCUCUCCAGCAAUACUAGUUAUGAAAAAGGAUGGCACUUGGCGAAUGUGCAUUGAUUACAGAAAGUUGAAUGCUGCUACUAUCAAGAAUAAGUUCCCUAUUCCUGUCAUUGAGGACUUACUUGAUGAACUGCAUGGAGCAACUUACUUCACCAAGUUAGACCUGAGAUCAGGCUAUCACCAGGUCAGAAUGAGUGAAGAAGAUAUACCAAAGACAACUUUUAGAACAUAUUUUGGCCACUAUGAGUUUCUGGUAAUGCCCUUUGGCCUUGCUAAUGCACCUGGGACGUUUCAAGCACUAAUGAACAACAUCUUUGGCCCUUAUCUUAGAAAGUUUGUCUUGGUUUUCUUUCACGACAUAUUAAUCUUCAGUAAGUCACUUACUGAACACAUAGCCCACUUGCAAAUAGUGUUGCAGUUACUCAAGGAACAUCAACUCUUUGCAAAAAUGUCAAAGUGUGUGUUUGGAGUGCAACAAGUUGAGUAUUUGGGCCACAUCAUCACUGGAGAGGGUGUUUCCAUUGAUUCAGCCAAGGUAGCAGCAAUUGCUGACUGGCCAUUACCUACUACUCCAACACAACUUCGAGGAUUUCUGGGUUUAUGUGGCUAUUACAGAAGAUUUGUCAAAAUUUUUGGAACCAUUGCCAGGCCACUGCAUGAUGUUCUGAGGAAAGACAGUUUCCAAUGGACACAAACCCAAACCCAGGCAUUUCAGGAUUUAAAACAAGCAAUGGUCAGUGCUCCAGUCCUUGCCGUACCUAACUUCUCUGAACCCUUUACAUUGGAAACAAAUGCUUCUGGAGUAGGAUUGGGAGCAGUAAUGAUGCAGCAAGGUAGCCUCUAGCUUAUUUCAGUUCCACUCUAUGCCCUACCAAUGCUGCACUGUCAACUUAUGAAAAGGAAGCACUUGCAAUCAUUGCUGCCUUAAAGAGGUGGAGACAUUACUUCCUGGGCAAUGACCUCAUAAUCAAGACAGAUCACCAGAGCUUGCAGUAUAUGACUGACCAGAAAGUCACCACUGGAAUUCAACACAAGUUAAUGCUUAAGUUGCUAGAGUUCAAUUUCACUCUGCAGUACAAGAAAGGGAAAGAAAAUGUUGUUGCUGAUGCUCUUUCCAGGAAGAACACCCUUAUGGCCAUGUCAUUGGUCACUCCCCAGUGGAUAUCAGCAGUAGAAGCUUCAUACACUAAUGACAGUACUUGCCAAUCACUCAUGGAAAAACUACUGUUGGCUCCUGAUCACACCUUCCAUCAGAACACUCUGCAUUCAGGGGUCAUAAGGCACAAAGGGAAGAUUUAUGUGGGUAAAGAUCAAGUACUCAGGGACAAGCUACUUACUGCACUCCAUGUUUCUGCAUUAGGGGGCCAUUCGGGCAUGAAAGCAACUUAUCAUCGCAUCAAACAGAUUUUCUAUUGGCCAGGCCUUAAACAGGAUGUGGAUCAAUUUGUAGCUGCAUGCCCUGUUUGUCAGAAAAACAAAGGGGAAAAUUGCUCAUACCCAGGCUAUCUUGACCCACUGCAAAUCCCUGAUAUGGUCUGGACUCAUCUGAGCAUGGAUUUCAUCGAGGGCUUGCCCAAAUCCAAUGGAAAAGAUGUCAUUAUGGUUGUGGUGGAUAGACUGUCCAAAUUUGCCCACUUUAUUCCCCUUUCACACCCAUUCACAGUUCACACAUUUGCUCAGGUCUUUGUGGAUAAUGUGUUGAAGUUGCACGGCCCUCCACUGGCAAUAGUGUCUGAUCGGGACCCUAUCUUCACCAGUCAAAUGUGGCAAGAUAUCUUCAAAGGAAUGGGAACAGACUUGCGCUACAGCUCAGCAUAUCAUCUUGAAUCGGACGGCCAAACGGAGCGCGUCAACCAGUGCAUCGAGAACUAUCUGCGCUGCCUCACUUCUACCAAACCCAAGCAAUGGGCCAAACACUUGUCUAUGGCUGAAUAUUGGUAUAACACGUCAUAUCAUUCUUCUCUCAAGAAGACCCCAUUUGAAGCUGCUUAUGGAUUUCCUCCGCCCAACAUUUGUGAACACAUCCUACCUGAUAAUAUGGCAGAAGAUGCUCAACAAUUCUUCAACAACAGACAUGCGCUGCUCCAACAUAUCAAGACAAACUUGUCUGCUGCUCAAGCCCGCAUGAAGAAAUACGCUGAUCGCAAGCGUACUGAAAGAGUUUUGGAAGUUGGUGACAUGGUGUACCUUAAAAUGCAGCCCUAUCGGCUCAAUGCAUUUGGGUUGCGUACACACAUCAAACUGCAAAGCAAGUACUAUGGGCCGUUUCGCAUCACAGCAAAGGUGGGGCGCGUGGCUUACAAACUACUUCUACCUGACAGCACCAGCAUUCAUCCAGUCUAACAUGUUAGCCAGCUCAAAAAGCAUGUUAGACCGAAGGCAGUACCCUGUUCUGAUUUGCCGCUGGUACGAGAAGAUGGUAUGAUUCAGACUGAGCCAGUGUGGGUCUUGGAAACACGUCAGGUUCCACGCAACAAUUUGCCGGUGGUUCAAUGGCUAGUUCAAUGGGAAAACUUGCCACCUGACGAAGCUUCUUGGGAAGAUGUGCCAUUCAUGAAGAAAACAUUUCCUGCAUUCUUCAAGGCGACCAUCGACCGUUGGUUCAAUCGCUCAUCUCCAUGAGGACAAGUUCGUUUUUGGUGGGAGGCAUUGUCAGGCCAGCAUAUUCAGUUACAAGUGUCCAGCAUUCAGUUAACGGACGUCCACGAUCGAUCUAUCUAACGGCUCGCGAGGCUCGCCGAUUCAAUGUACCGUUACCACUGUAACUGUAGCAUUUCCUUUUUCCAUUCCUGUAGCUGUCACCCGUUGCCGGCUGGCUAUAAAGCUAUGCGGCCCCGUCUGUAAUGGUCAUGCGAUUAUUCUGUGAACUAUCACUAUGAUACAAUCUUACCUCCCAUAGUAAUACAAACCCUAGCGGGGCUACUUUCCCCUUUGCUUCUCCGCAAGAUCCACUGAAAUUAGUUCGAUUCCCAUCUCAGAAUCCCACUAGGGUGUGACACGUCCUCCUUUGCUCCUUCUCCCCCCGUGGUCCUCCUCUGCUCCUCGGCAGCGACCUGCGACCGGUCCAGAACCACGGCCCACAACGCUGGCUGAUGGAAGAUGGCGAGGCAUCGUCCUGCAGGUGGCCGCGGGAUGCACUGGGGGAAGAACGACACGAGCGGCGGCGCCGCCGACGACCAUGUGCUGGGCUUCAGGAGGAUAGAAGUAUAGUGGGAGGACGAGGCAGCAUAGUGGCGGCGGAGAGAAUUGGAGAAGGGGACGCGAGUGAUCUCUACUCCUAAUGGAGCAGUCCGUAAGUCGUUCGUCCGUUCGUUCACAACCCGUCCCAUCGAUCGAUCAUAUCAACCCCCAACGAUUUUAUUCCUUACUUCGGUUGUCCCUCCUCUUUCCUUAGAAGACAGAAAAAAUCGGCAUGCAAUCCCCACCUACCAUAGUUUGAGUUAAUUCAGGGCACAUCUCUCAUGUAAAAAUUGGAACGCAAUAUUUUUCUUCCCUUGAUGCCAAGGCCUGACAAAAGUAGAUGCAAAUCCCAUACCAUCAAUCUUCUCAUAGUGAAAUCAUAUUUUCUGCCUGUACCUAGUCGAACCAGAAAUCGCUCUUUGUAAUCCUGGAAUGGGAAGGGCAACUUCCCUGUACGCAACGACGACCCACGGGCAUCAGCGGCGUGAGCACACCCACGGCGCCGGAGGCGGUGCAGUGGGCGUCGCGAGCGCAAGGGCACUGUGCACGGCGUCCGUGAUUUGGGUGGACUAGGGAAGCAUGCGCCACCGCAGCAUCAGCGAUUCGGCGGACAAACACAAUGAUCCACUGAUGCCAACGAAUUUUGUCAGUUGUCGGGUCUGGUGCUCGAUCCACUAAUUUGGAGAAUUCGAUUAUGUCCCACAAACACAUUGUGGCCAUGGAUAUAUUCACGAAUGCAGAUAUUUCAUGCCAAGCAGUCUGAUGUGGAGGAUGGGCGGGAGUGUCGGGCACACGACGAUCCAGUUUGUGGUAGGGUGGUCCGAGGGGUGCAUGUGUGCACUCGCCUGGUUCGGAGGAUGUAGGCGACAAGAAGUGCACCAUCGACGUUAUUGCGUGCGUCGUGGCGGGGACGCCCGUGUGGUGGAUGUGCGUUUGCUGCUCAAGCUAGGCGCUGAUGUGGAGGUUCCCGACGGAAACGGACGCCGCCGGAGCUGCUACGGGAGAUACUAGCGGCACGCUGUUGGAGCUGGGAGGAGACGCGGAGGCCCCGGAGCCGACUCCUCUGUGCAGCUUGCUUACAUGGUUGUGCAUGAUGGGGAGGCGGAAGGAACGACACCUGGCGGCUAGGGCUGCUUCGUGUCACGGGCUCGGGCUCGAUCUCUUCCUCAAUCGUUUCCUCGUACUGAGGAACGUGAUGACACAACAACAACGGAUAGGGGUGAGGCAAUAGACGAAGAAGACACGAGGAGCAAAGCAGAUGGAAAAUAAAUGAAGAACCAUGCCUUUCAUUUUAUGAUUGUGUUAACGUACCUUAUGUUUACGUAUAUUUAUUCAUGUUUAUUUCUUGAUAUAUUAUGGUAUUUUUUUAAUAAGGAUCACUAUCUACUUCCUCCAGGUGAUAGAGGAAGAGGAAGACACAAUUUGUAGGUGCAUAAUAUUAUGGCAUGAAUUGGUUCUUUGGCAAAAUGUUCAUGGAUCAGAAUUGGUGGGGGUUAUUUAGUUCAGUUUAGAGAGCAUUUUCCAUUGCCAUAUUUUUUGUCACCUUUAGUUUUCUAUAUUGGGCCUCAUCUAUGAAUAUUUUCGAUCAUGUUGUUUCCCAUGGUUUUCUUAUAUGUAACAGUAUGUCAGGUUUUACAA
Molecule: messenger RNA, 6911 nt
Organism: Triticum aestivum (bread wheat)
Lineage: Eukaryota; Viridiplantae; Streptophyta; Magnoliopsida; Poales; Poaceae
Exons: 3
Coding region: 1-2937 (978 amino acids)
Source: RefSeq, a predicted model, not a curated record